AUGCGCUUCGCGCUGCUCAGUAUUCUGCUGGUUGUAGCGACCGCUCAACAGAACGGCAAAGAUCCUAUUAAGAACGUUUGUCGACGUCACAAGCAUCAGACAUGUAUCAUCGACUCGAAGCUCUAUAUAGAUGGCGGGCUGGCUUACUAUGGAGGUUCAAAAGAUAACGGCAGUGUUGCUGAAAAGAAUACCUAUCUUUUGUGGGAAGAUGUCUCGAACGCAACGAAGACUGAGUUCAACUUUCCAGACCAAUACGCUAACUUGUCCAAGGACCCAGAAGUUCCCUCUGUAAGCGGAGGUGUACUGUGGCCUGACCCUGUAAACAAGCUCUUUUACCUCUUUGGUGGCGAGUAUGGUGAUACCAACGAGGUGAAGAGGAGAGAUGGUCAAGGCAGUGGCUUCACGCUGUGGUUUUACGAUACCAUCUACGAUUCCUGGAACAAGUCGAAGCGCCAUGGGUCACAAGACGGUAUCCGAUGGCCCGCACUCGGUGCUGGUGCAGUAUCGGACGCAGGAGACGCAUACUACUAUGGCGGAUAUUUGACCAACACAUCUGACUUCAGAACUGAUGGUCAGCCUGUCAUGCAAAACGGCUUGAUAACAUACAACAUGGACAGCCGACAAUGGACCAACCAAACUUGGGAUGAGACACCCCGCGCAGAGGGAUCGCUACAUUAUCUACCCGCUUCCGAAGGUGGCAUGCUCGUAUACUUUGGCGGCCUCGAGACAGAUCAGUCGAAUGGUAACGUUACCUAUCAAAUUUAUCUUUACGACAUUGCAAACCCAAGGUGGUACACGCAGACGGCCACUGGCGACGUGCCACUGUCAAGACGCGGGUUCUGCACAGGCGUAGUCUGGGCGAAGGAUAAGUCUUCCUAUAACAUCUACCUCUUUGGCGGCUUUGGAAGCCCCAAUGGUACCGGACUCGGCGAUCUAUAUGUACUAUCCAUCCCAUCUUUUCAGUGGAUUCUGAUAUGGCCAACCCCACAACAGUUCAUCUUUCCGGGAGGAAAAGGGUGGUCCUCGUGCAAUGUGUUCCGCGAGUCGCAAAUGAUUAUCAUUGGCGGCUCCCUUACAAACACCUCCGUCGUAGAUUGCGACGCUCCGAAGAUUGGCGGCCAACAUGGCAUGUUUCUCGGUCAAGAGAAUGUAGAGCAAGGUGGUGAUACGGGUCCGGCGUGGUGGCAUGCGCCCGUGGACAAUAUCACUGGAUAUCGAGUUCCAGAUCAGAUUGUUGCACGCAUUGGCGGCGAUACAGCAGGCCACGCUGCCUCUACAGUGCCCGCAAUGGGCUGGGCGACACAAGAUCUAGCCAAAUACCUCGGAACCACAUUCUCUGCUCAGGCACGGACAACGAUGAGCGGUAGGGUAAUACCCACGACAUCAGCAAGCGCUACGCCAUCACCGAAGAAAACAAACACCGGUGCGAUAGCAGGAGGCGCAGUUGGCGGUGCAAUUGUGCUGAUCGCCGUCAUCGCUGGUGUCUUCUUCUGCCUCCGUCGCAGACGAAAUACUCAGGGACAGAGUCAACCAUCUGAACUGGGAGGGACGCCCAAUCCUCGCAGCCCCGACAUGGCCCGGAAAUCAGUCGCAACUAGCUCAGUACUUCAAGGCAGCACUCUCCACUCACCCUCGCCCCACACACCAGCAUUCUAUCCCCAGGGUUCACCGCUACCUGCGUCUAACCCUUGGCGCGGCGAAAUGCAUAUCCCAAACUCGCACUACCAAGGUCCACCGAGUCCACAGCAUCAAGAGUCACCAUCAUCGCAUCAUCCGUCUGGGGACUGGGGACAGCAUGGUAUCCACGCACAGGGUAGUUAUCCGUAUCAACAGACAUACUAUCCUGUACCACCGGAGCCUUCGACGUCGCCGACUAAGGAGCGUCAUGCGUAUACGACGAGUGUGGAGUUGCCGAAUGUUAGAAGCCCGGCGAAUGCGGUAGCGGAGAUGGCGGAGGCGAGGAGUCCUUUGCCUAAGCAUUAA
Messenger RNA from Macroventuria anomochaeta, 1983 nucleotides. RefSeq lists its product as uncharacterized. The record is from RefSeq and is a predicted model, not a curated record. The coding region runs from base 1 to 1983 and encodes 660 amino acids. NCBI's taxonomy places the organism in Eukaryota, Fungi, Ascomycota, Dothideomycetes, Pleosporales, Didymellaceae. Gene Ontology annotation, molecular function: protein binding. The transcript has 7 exons.